AUGAUUUCCAGGGUGAAUUUUAAGAGGAAAUUCUCGCCGCGUAUCGUUCCGAUAAUAAUCUUAAUUAACAAUGUUUUAGUCCCUCAAAUGAUCCGGCAGGAUCCAACGGUGAUGUCUUGGGCCCUUUGGAUCGCUACCCUAACAACAACCUCGGCUGCUCUGGUAGCGGCUGCGCUCGCUGCUCUCUUGGCAGUUUUAAAUACAGCCACCUCGCCGAGAUCGAAGAUUCUAUCCAUUCCUGGCGUGUAUUUUAUAAAUAUGUUAACACUGUUGAUGUGCUUAGCAAGCACUUGUACUUGGUUAGCGCAAUAUUACACAAGACUGUACAUCAAUGUGCUUCCGAAGGAGGACAUCGAUAAUAUGUGGACCAGCGAGGGUUCCGCUGAGCUUGGUUAUUCAUUUUGGCUUGUGGUUAGUGCCGGCGUUGUACAUCUCAUUAGUAUAGCAUUAGUUGGCUGGGGCUCGGGUAGAGAAAAGGACGAUCGUCUGGAACCGAUACCUGCACUUGAAGAGAAAACUGCCGCAGCGAUAAUGUUAUAUUAAACGUUACAAUAGUGUUAAAAUUUGAUUGAAGACUACGAUCGAAUUACGUUAAUGUGCGUAAUAUCAAAUUGACAGUGGCUAUAUCAAAAUGGGACGAAAAUUAGUUGAGAUUAAAUAACGAUACUAUUUUCGUUCGUAUAUUUGUGCCUCGCACAGUUCCUAAAUAACCGCCAGGCGUUUGCGAUCACUUGCCCAGAUACACUCCAGUUUUGCAACAGAUAUUGCGCAAUUUGACGCCGAAUUAAAACGCGAGUAUAAACGUACUUAAUCGUUUAGCAUGUUUGAAACGCGCCGAUCAAGAACAGUAUUUGUUGUAUGCGACGAAUUAAGAGCUGAGACGUGUAUCACCCAUGUACACAAUUUUGUUGAUAUUAUGUCAGUUUGCAAUACUCGUUAUUCUUCGACAACAAUUGACGAAUUUACGUAGAACAAGCGUUUCGUGUGUAAUAUGUCGAUUAUGAUUGAAAGUUGUGCGCUGUUCGCUUUACACAAAAAAGACGAGAUCGAGCAUGGAAAAGCGCUUUAUUGUAGCUUAAACGAUAAAUUCGUUUUUGUCAAUAAGGCCGCGAUCUAGUUUCUGACAAUAACAGUUGCAGACUUCGGUUAACAAAUUUUUAUUGUUGGUAGUGUAUAAAUAUUCGUAUACAGACGUGUGUGUGUGUAAAUUAUGCGCUACGAAUUCAAACAGUAUGUAUUUCUGUCACUUUUGUUAUCGAGUUAUCCCCCGAUAUAUUUCGCAAAUAGCUAAAAUCCAUUCUUACAUCUUUAUUUAGCAUCUUUCUUUUUACACAAAGGCGCUUGUUUUGACUAGACUGGGCUCUUGAGGGAGAACGAUAAUAUAUAUUUUAUUACUACCUUUAACUCGUUGAAGAGGAUAUUUUAUAAAUGCAAGUGUGACGUGCCUUUUCUUCGAGACAUUGAAUACUUUUAACAGUUAUGUCCAUAUAAAAUGUACGAUUUAAUGCCGCGAUCGUAGCGAAUCGUACGUGGAGAACGUGAAAUGUAAAUACAAUAAGAAGUUUGCUCCUCGGGAGUUUAUUUAUUACAAUGAUGUCGCGGGCGUAAUAAUAAAACAGCGAGCAGGUUAUAGAAUAUGUUACAAUCAUCGUAUAUACUUUAUUUUCUCCAUUACGACGAGAAUCCUCGUUCGCGUAAUCUAACUUCCACAUGUCGAUUUCAUGCGUAGCAUAUACAAUCGUUCGCUGUGGGUGACGGGA
Molecule: messenger RNA, 1760 nt
Organism: Vollenhovia emeryi
Lineage: Eukaryota; Metazoa; Arthropoda; Insecta; Hymenoptera; Formicidae
Exons: 3
Coding region: 1-543 (180 amino acids)
Source: RefSeq, a predicted model, not a curated record